AUGGAAGCAGAGGAGGUGUCUGAGAUGGAAGCAGAGGAGGUGUCUGAGGAGGAGGUGUCUGAGAUGGAAGCAGAGGAGGUGUCUGAGGAGGAGGUGUCUGAGAUGGAAGCAGAGGAGGUGUCUGAGGAGGAGGUGUCUGAGUUGGAAGCAGAGGAGGUGUCUGAGAUGGAAGCAGAGGAGGUGUCUGAGGAGGAGGUGUCUGAGAUGGAAGCAGAGGAGGUGUCUGAGAUGGAAGCAGAGGAGGUGUCUGAGGAGGAGGUGUCUGAGAUGUAUGCAGAGGUGAUUGAGGAGGAGGUGUCUGAGAUGGAAGCAGAGGAGGUGUCUGAGGAGGAGGUGUCUGAGAUGGAAGAAGAGGAGGUGUCUGAGGAGGAGGAGGAGGUGUCUGAGGAGGAGGUGUCUGAGAUGGAAGCAGAGGAGGUGUCUGAGGAGGAGGUGUCUGAGAUGGAAGCAGAGGAGGUGUCUGAGGAGAACGUGUCUGAGGAGGAGGUGCUGAGGAGGAGGUGUGUGAAAAGGAGAUGCUGA
Knipowitschia caucasica is the source of this 522-nucleotide messenger RNA. The record is from the annotation of a GenBank genome assembly. NCBI's taxonomy places the organism in Eukaryota, Metazoa, Chordata, Actinopteri, Gobiiformes, Gobiidae.